This is a messenger RNA of Cucumis sativus (cucumber), 2703 nucleotides long. Its product is annotated as pentatricopeptide repeat-containing protein At4g14850. The record is from RefSeq and is a predicted model, not a curated record. Gene Ontology annotation, molecular function: RNA binding; protein binding. The transcript is spliced from 2 exons. Gene Ontology annotation, biological process: RNA modification. Bases 832 to 2652 code for a protein of 606 amino acids. NCBI's taxonomy places the organism in Eukaryota, Viridiplantae, Streptophyta, Magnoliopsida, Cucurbitales, Cucurbitaceae.
UGCUUGAAUUUUCAUAAAGAAAAAAUAAAAUCAAAAUUUUAUGUUGAAGUCAUUGUAAUCUCGAUGUUGUGUAAUGAAUUUUUACCUGUUCGAUGCUGCCAUCUUCAAUCUCGGUGUUGAAGGAGAGCAAUAGAGUUUCAUGGAGCAGAUUUUCUAGAUCUUCCACGUAUAAAGGAGCUGCAUUAAUGGAAGCAAAAACGCACGCAUCAAAAAAUUAUUGAAGAAGGUUAUUUUAAUGGCGGAUGUUGAUUUACAGAAGAGGGAUAAUAACGUUUGGAAUGAGAGAACCAAGAGAAGACAUCAGAGACGAGAUUCAGUGAUUUUUGGUGAGAGUCGCGACCUCCCCAUUGAUUUUCAAUGGCCAUUUGAAGGCCGUCCCACCGUGAAAACACUGAUGAAAUAGCCAUUUGGAGGUUGGAGACAGAUCCCGCCUUGUAAUUGGUUGAGGUUAAUCCAUCAAUUGGCUCCAUGGAUGAACCUCAGAAUUUCGUCUUCGUUUUUGCUCUCCCUCUUCCUAAACCUCGAAAUCUUCUUUUUCCUUUGUCUCUCCUAACUGAGUUAUCAGAGAAUGAGAGAGAGAGGGCGGUUGGAUUCAGUAAUUAAUGGCAGAAUUGGGCGGAGAGAAAAUCGGAGAUGUGUUUUGAGAGAGAGGCGGAGAGACAUUCGGGCUUUUUUUUUUAAUAUAUAUAUAUAUUCAAAUGAUAGAGCUCGAUUCCAUGGCUUCUCGAAUUCCCGCCAAAUUCAACUGAAUCGAAGUAACUUCAUAGAAGAAGAUUCUUUGUUUCUUCUUCAUUCUGAUCUAACAGAUAAUGAUCUUUGCGAUUUUCAACCAUGCCGUUUCUCUCGCAAAACUCGCUCGCUUCAGUGGUCGAAUUGGCCGUAUCGGUUCGCUCUUCUCUUCUUGGCCGAGCCGCCCACGCCCAAAUUCUCAAAACCCUAAAAACCCCCUUUCCAGCCUUCCUCUACAACCACCUGGUGAACAUGUACGCUAAACUUGACCAUCUUAACUCGGCCAAACUCAUCCUUGAACUCGCCCCUUGCCGCUCCGUUGUUACUUGGACUGCCCUCAUUGCCGGUUCAGUCCAAAACGGCUGUUUUGUUUCCGCUCUGCUUCACUUCUCCGACAUGCUAAGUGACUGUGUUCGACCCAAUGACUUCACUUUCCCUUGCGUUCUCAAAGCCUCCACUGGCCUUCGCAUGGAUACGACAGGCAAACAACUACAUGCGCUUGCGGUUAAGGAGGGAUUAAUAAACGAUGUCUUCGUCGGGUGCAGUGUCUUCGACAUGUACAGCAAAUUGGGGUUUCUUAAUGACGCAUACAAGGUUUUUGAUGAAAUGCCUCAUAGAAACCUCGAGACGUGGAAUGCGUAUAUAUCUAAUUCUGUGCUCCAUGGGCGACCUGAAGACUCUGUUAUUGCAUUUAUUGAGCUACUUCGAGUUGGUGGGAAGCCAGAUUCCAUAACAUUUUGUGCUUUUUUGAAUGCGUGUUCAGACAAACUAGGCCUGGGGCCUGGGUGUCAGCUUCAUGGGUUCAUUAUUCGAAGUGGGUAUGGGCAGAACGUCUCUGUUUCAAAUGGGUUGAUUGAUUUUUAUGGGAAAUGUGGGGAGGUUGAAUGUUCUGAGAUGGUUUUUGAUAGAAUGGGAGAGCGGAACAGCGUAUCUUGGUCCUCUUUGAUAGCUGCUUACGUUCAAAACAACGAGGAAGAGAAGGCUUCCUGCUUAUUCUUGCGAGCAAGGAAAGAGGAUAUCGAACCAACUGAUUUUAUGGUAUCAAGUGUGCUUUGUGCCUGUGCUGGUCUUUCAGAAAUCGAGUUUGGAAGGUCAGUUCAAGCACUAGCCGUCAAGGCUUGUGUAGAGCAGAACAUCUUUGUUGCAAGUGCACUGGUUGACAUGUAUGGAAAAUGUGGAAGUAUUGAUAACGCUGAGCAGGCCUUCAACGCGAUGCCAGAGAGAAACUUGGUGUCUUGGAAUGCAUUGUUGGGCGGAUAUGCGCACCAAGGUCAUGCAAACAAGGCUGUGGCAUUGCUCGAGGAGAUGACAUCGGCGGCAGGCAUUGUGCCAAGCUAUGUUAGUUUGAUCUGUGCAUUAUCAGCUUGCAGUAGAGCAGGAGAUUUGAAGACGGGGAUGAAGAUUUUUGAGUCCAUGAAAGAAAGGUACGGUGUGGAACCAGGGCCAGAGCAUUAUGCUUGCUUGGUAGAUUUGCUUGGACGUGCUGGAAUGGUGGAAUGUGCUUAUGAUUUUAUAAAGAGGAUGCCAUUUCCUCCUACAAUCUCAAUCUGGGGUGCUCUGUUGGGGGCUUGCCGAAUGCAUGGGAAGCCAGAGUUGGGGAAGUUGGCCGCUGAGAAGCUGUUUGAACUUGAUCCAAAAGACUCUGGAAAUCACGUUGUGCUGUCUAAUAUGUUUGCUGCAACCGGAAGAUGGGAAGAAGUGACUGUCGUACGAAAUGAGAUGAAAGAGGUAGGGAUCAAAAAAGGAGCUGGGUUCAGUUGGAUAACAGUAGACAGUAGAAUUCAUAUGUUUCAAGCGAAAGACAAGAGCCAUGAGAAGGACCCUGAAAUUCAGGACAUCCUGGGAAAGCUGAGAAAGGAGAUGCAGGAUGCUGCUGGUUGCAUUGCAGACCCCAAUUAUGCCCUUUUCGAAGUGUCGAAUUAACCAGAUAUGGCUGCCACCACAAGAGCAAUGCUCUUGCCGUCAAUUCUGCAG